UGGUUCACCUGAUGAAGAAGUUUUCUGUGUAUCUGCAUUCAUGCUUAGGUACCCUAAGACUCUCUCCCAAGAGGCAAAGCUUGAAAAAGAGGUUAUGGACUUCUGUUUUCUUGAAGAUGAGUGUGUUGAUCCAAAAGCUGAACUUUUUGUUUAUGGUUUGGUUCAUAAGAUAACAAGAGAAGAGAUGCAAAGUUUGCUCCCUGAUAGGAAAAUCUUAUCCAAUAUUGUCGAGUCUUGGGCCAUUCUAUUAAAUAGAAAGCAAUUUGAGCUGAAUUAUCAAGGGUGUAACUUCUAUUUCGGAACUGAGUAUACGAUCAAGCUAAAAGAUCUUGUUUCGAAUGAGAAGUCAAUGGACUCUGAACAACAAAUUUCUGAAGAGCUUUUAAGUAGUUGGAAACAUUGGGUGGAGGACAUCAAUGACCACCGAUGGGAUCUUAAAACUGUUUCCAUGUUUUACUUGCCUAUUCAUUAUGGGGAGCACUUUUCUCUUCUAAUUGUCAACUUCAACAGUAAAACUCUUGUAUAUGUUGACAACGUCAUUUCUACGAAGAAGGUGUUGUCUAUAUACAGGACAAUAAUGUCCUUUAUGAUUGAAGCGUUCUACAAUUACUUGAUGGAAAUUGAUCAUCCAUCAGCUUCCGAGCUUUUAGAUUUCGAAAUGACAUAUCUUGAUUUCCCUGGAAGAUCAAAAACCCCUAAUCAUGUAGAUUGUGGGGUUUUUCUGUUGAUGGCAAUGCACUUUUUUGACGGAGAGGAGAUGACUUGUGAUCUCUCCAAGCGUUCAAGCAGAAUUCAGUGCAGAGCUAAGGUUUGUAGUGCCUUAGUUCUGUCUGAUUUGAACCAAAUUCAACAAGAUGUGCUCAAGGAAAUUGAAGGAUUCAACUCCGUGAAAGCUGGUAUUGCCCCCGCUAUCCAUGAUCGUCAACUGAAGAAGAUUAAAGAACAGAAGAAGAAGAAAGAAGAAGACGAAAAGAGGCGUAAACAAGAAGAAGAGGCUACUGCCCAGUUGCAAGAACAACUGAAACAGAAGAAGGCUGCUGCUGUGCAGAAGAGACUACAAACUAUUGCUUUGAAGAAGGCACAGAAGGCAGCAGCAGAGAAUGCCAAAGAAGAUGUUUCUGAACCACUUAAAACAUAUGCCAUGACAAGGCGUGGAGCCAAGACUGCAACAACAACCCCCACAUCAGGAACUGAAGAACCGAGCAUGAAAAGACAUAAAGUUGACGAGUGAAUCAACUUAGGAGUUGGUCUAGUUGUGAAAUUUGCCAAACAUUUUAGGUGAUAGUGGUUUUAGUUGAUAGUGGUUCUUUUUUCUAACAAAUUAACAUGUGGUACUGUUAGUUGCACAUUUAGUUAAAUCUCUGAAACAAUUAGUUAAGUAAUCCAACUAGUUCGUGAUGUCAUUGAAACAAUUAGUUAAUCAAUGUAAUCUAGUUAAACAAUGUAAUCCAAUUAGUUAAGUAAUCCAACUAGUUAGUAAAGUCUCUGA
Molecule: messenger RNA, 1489 nt
Organism: Spinacia oleracea (spinach)
Lineage: Eukaryota; Viridiplantae; Streptophyta; Magnoliopsida; Caryophyllales; Amaranthaceae
Exons: 5
Coding region: 41-1231 (396 amino acids)
Biological process (GO): proteolysis
Molecular function (GO): cysteine-type peptidase activity
Source: RefSeq, a predicted model, not a curated record